AUGGCUGCUAACCACAGCGACGGGUUGAUGGGGCGACUUCGUAGGCGCGGCCUACAAUUGAUGGCUUUUCGAUUUCUGGCACUUCCAGGCGAGAUUCGAACCAUGGUCUACCGAGAGGCCCUCGUCACUACAACACCCGAAGGCCUCAAGGAGGAUGUGUGUUCCUUGGCCCAACCGCCCCUUGCACGUGUCAGUAGGCAGCUCCGCGCCGAGGCUCUACCUAUCUUCUAUGGAGAGAACAAUCUUGUCAUUCGCAUCGAAAACCACUCUAUGAGGCCGGUCUUCAGUCACGAAUGCCGCCGGGGGGUUGACGUGGCGUACAAGCGCUACAUCGCAAUGUUCGAGGCGUUUUCGGCCUCGGGAAGUGACGGCCCAGGAACCAGCUGCAUCAGCCACAUCAAAAACAUUCUCGUCACUUACGACCAAUAUCAUCACAUUGGAGAUUCUUCAACCAUUGGAUUUUGUCUGAACUACUCGAAGCCUGGCCCAUACGGGUUGCCCGACUGGGUCAGAAUCUGCGAGAGCGUCGUCGACUGGGCAGACUUCACUACUGUGCGAACUGCCUUGCUCAACGAGUUGGACGCAUGGGUGCUGGAAGAAACAAUAACCCUGUUGGACCUGUUCCCUAGGGCACGCAUAACGGCGAUGCUAUGGUUCUGUGCAAAGGAGUGCCCGCUUGCAGCCAAGCAUGUGGAGUUGUGGUACGACGAACUCGAUUACUUUUACCGCGACGAUUCUGACUCCUGA
Molecule: messenger RNA, 747 nt
Organism: Diaporthe amygdali
Lineage: Eukaryota; Fungi; Ascomycota; Sordariomycetes; Diaporthales; Diaporthaceae
Exons: 2
Coding region: 1-747 (248 amino acids)
Source: RefSeq, a predicted model, not a curated record